Molecule: messenger RNA, 1973 nt
Organism: Anopheles darlingi
Lineage: Eukaryota; Metazoa; Arthropoda; Insecta; Diptera; Culicidae
Product: WD repeat-containing protein CG11141
Exons: 1
Coding region: 177-1742 (521 amino acids)
Molecular function (GO): protein binding
Source: RefSeq, a predicted model, not a curated record
GCGCCCUGGCAAUAAGCGAAAGAACAACACGACGCGAAAUCGUCCUACUUCUGGAAAAAGGCAGGAAUAUCCUUGCUGCUGUGCGGUCCGAUUACGAUAAGUGGGGGACGGAAGUGCGAUGAGUCACCAGUGCCGUGAUUGAGGUGCUCGUUUCACCUCGCCACCCCCUGAGAGCGAUGAACGGCGACACCGAUUCACCGCCAGCAGGAGCAGCAGCAGCAGCAGCAGUUCCUGCGGGGUCAGCAGCACCGCCACCUCCGCUGCGAGAAUGGGAACCGUUGGUUGAGCUGGUCGGUAAAAUUCCACCCACCGUGCAGCGCGGUUUGCUGUUCCACGAUGUGUCCCUCACGUGCCUCGAUUCGGUGGACGAGUUUAUCGCUUUCGGUACCAACGUCGGUCUCGUGUUCCUGUACAACCGCAAAACGGGUACCGUGGAACAUCGCUUGCCGGCGGUCAGCGAGAACGGUGGCUCACCGGAACUGACCUGCGUGCGCAUCAUCUCGACCGUCGAGUACAUGGUAGCCGCCGGAUGUCGGACGGGUAUGGUUACUAUUUUCCAGAUUCCCAAAACCCCUCCACCGGAUGUGUGCGCCGAGCUGCUGUUGAAGGCGAAACCGAUCGAACGGUACACGGUGCGGGGUUUGCAUCGGGCCGGCAUCAGUGAGCUGCUGUGGUCAAAGAACGGCAUGAAGCUGUUCUCGGGUGAUACGGCCGGUGUGGUGGUACUGACCGAGAUGGGCUACACCUCGAAGACGUGCCAGUCGCGCGAAAUCCUCAACGAACGGUACGAGAUCGUACAGAUGGAUCUGCGACAAGGACGCUGGCUGCUAGUAUCGAGUCUCUUCCGCACGGUAAUCUGCAGUCCCGAGGUUGCUACCGAUGAGCGUCGCUGGCGAGUGGCACAAGUCGGGAAAAAGGACCGUAAAACGUUGGCCCCGUUCGGAGCGAUCUUUGCCCAGGUCCAUGGGCAGCAACAAAUCAUCUCGACACGUUCCGGGUUCCGGCUUUGGCUAGCCGAUUACGAGGGGAACGUGGCCCAGACGCUUAUCUUCAAAGAGCUCAUGCGUGGUCCGCAGCAACAUGCCGAGAUUCCUCUGCUCAAUCCGAGCCGCAAUCCGGUUCGCAUUCCAACGGCUUUCGGUAAACUGUAUCCCUUCGAGGCAAACCAGAUUGUCACGGUAGCCAAUGGGGCCCUGUUUCUGCUGGAUCUCGAACGGAUGGCCAUCGUGGGCCAAUUAACACGUUUACGCCACAUUCUGGAUGUGUCCGUUGAUCGGAAUGAGAUUCUAAUUCUUGAAAGCCCUCGCUCUCUGGUGCGCAUUGCAACGCAUCCGGAUAGCUACAGCCGCACGACGGUAGUGUUUAAGCAUAUGGAGCUGUUCGUCAGCCAGGAUUCACAGGUGGUAUUGGCGGACGAAUGCCACGAGGAGCCAACGCAAUGCCUUACCAUCACAGGGCCGGAUGACGGCAAGGACGGGACUGAUAAUGGUGGUGCGCCAGUAGAGAUAGGCUCGGCCGCUGCCUCCAACGAGGAACCCGGUGAGGCACGACUUAUAAACGUGCACAUGAAGAAAUUAGAAUUGUUUGAUGCGCUUAAUGAGCUUAAGUACGAUGAUUCGAUUCUCUACAAGAGUGGCCGCCGCAGCCGCAAGCAUCGUGCGAAUCGCGUUAACGCAAUCGUCGAGAUCGGCCAAAUACCGAAGGAAUUCGAAACGGACGAGGAAGCGCCCGGUGGCAGCUGAAUUAGCGAGCUUUUGCAGCCGCAGGGGAGACUUCCCGCUAUGCACGCUGCUUCUGUUCUUAUCGCAUUCCAUACUAAUCCUCCGUGGCUUAGUUUUUGGGUUAAUUGUUGUUUUCUGUUACAAAUCUGAUGAUACGCUCUCUCUCUCUACUGUCUAGUGGCUGCGCGGUGCCGUUAGCGUGUGAUAGUGUACUUUAAAGCCGGAAAUAAAUUGGAUAUUUGUUACGCACCA